CAACAAUGUCUGCAGGAGAGCUGCAUACGCAUGCACGCGGUUGCUCCAGCCAUUGGUCCUCAAGACCAAAGGCAUGACAACAGGGUGAUGGGAAACCUGGUUCAUAUCUGGCGCUUUUUCCUCAUAAGGAGACAUGAUGUCAGGAUAUGCCUAACUGGAGGUGAACCACUUACAGUCCCCUCAUAAGUCUCUUCUUAAACAUUCCAGAGGUAGCUAGGCCCUCCACUUCCUCCCUGCCUGCCCUGUCCAACCCUUGGAAGUUCAAACCAAGGAUCAUCCUGUUGCCAUAGGCAGAUGCAUAAGAGAUACAGCAAGUUGCUCCUGACAUCACAAUGGACCUCAGCGGACUUCUCGUCUGAUUCUGCCACAAAUCUCAACAUAACCACAUUACUUAGGUCACAGUAAGAUUCCACCCAUUAGUAAUUUCUUACCAAUGUUGAUGUUGGAAUGCCUUUUCAUUGUGUGUCUUUGUAUCACAGGCCAGAAUCUUCCAGACCUGAAGGUGUAAAGUGAACUUAGUGAGGCCUGUUUUUAUUCUAAGGGAUUGCGUUCAUGAAUUUUGUUUUCUAGAAUUGGAAGAAAUUUGUCAAAAUGAUUUUGAUAUUCAUAAUUACUUCCAUACUUUGCACCAAUAGUUAUACUUUUGAACGCCAAGACAACUGCAAAACUCGGUGGUUUGACCGUGACGACCCAUCGGGUAAUGGUGAUUAUGAAGAUCUUGUCAAUCUCAGAAAAGCAUAUCCUGAUCAGAUUUGCAAUAACCCAACUGCUUGUGAAGUGGAGACAACAUCAGGAAUUUCACAAUCAACCUCCGGGGACAACAUUACUGAAUGCAGUGUUACUGCUGGAUCUGUUUGUGCGAAUAAAGACCAACAAGAUGGCAAGUGCGAAGAUUACAAAAUACGAUUUACCUGCCCUGAGUCUUUUUGCAGCUGCAAAACUCGGUGGUUUGAUCGCGAUGACCCAUCAGGGAAAAGUGAUUCUGAGGACCUUGUGAGUCUUCAAAAAGAAUAUCCUGAGCAGAUCUGCAGUAACCCCAUUGCCUGCGAAGUGGAGACAAUAUCAGGAGUUUCAGUUGGAAGCUCUGGAGAUAAUAUCUCUGAGUGCAGCAUAUUCACUGGCUUUACUUGUGUGAAUGCAGACCAAGAAGAUGGAAACUGUGAAGAUUACAAAAUACGAUUUAUCUGCCCCGAAUCUUUUUGCAACUGCAAAACACAGUGGUUUGACCGCGAUAACCCAUCAGUAACUGGCGAUUAUGAAAAUCUUGAGAAUCUGCGAAAAGAAUAUCCCAAUCAGAUUUGCAGUAGCCCGACUGCCUGCGAAGUGGAGACAACGUCAGGAGUUCCAGCUUCAACCACUGGCGAUAACAUCCCUGAGUGCAGCAUUUCAACUGGAUUUGCUUGUGUGAAUGCAGAGCAAGAAGAUGGGAGUUGUGAAGAUUACAGGAUACGAUUUACCUGCCCAGCAUCUUUUUGCAACUGCAAAACCCAGUGGUUUGACCGUGAUAACCCAUUGGGCAAGGGUGAUUUUGAAGAUCUUGCCAAUCUGCGAAAAGAAUUUCCUGAGCAAAUCUGCAGUAACCCAAUAGCCUGUGAAGUGGAGACGGUAUCAGGGGUUCCAGCGUCAAACACUGGAGACAACAUUCCUGAAUGCAACAUUUCAAUAGGAUUUGCCUGUGUGAAUGCAGAGCAGGAAGAUGGGAGCUGUGAAGAUUACAGAAUAAGAUUUACCUGCCCUGAGUCUUUUUGCAACUGCAAAACCCGUUGGUUUGACUGCAAUAACCCAUCACGAGAUGGCGAUUGUGAAGAUCUUGUGAAUCUCCGAAAACUGUAUCCUGGACAGAUCUGCAGAAAUCCAAUUGCCUGUGCAGUGGAGACAGCAUCAAGAAUUCCAGCCUCAAGCACUAGAGACAACAUCCCUCAGUGCAGCACAUCUACAGGAUUUACCUGUGUGAAUGCUGAACAAAAUGAUGGAAGCUGUGAAGACUAUAGAAUACAAUUUACCUGCCCUCCAUCUUUUUGCAGCUGCAAAACCCAGUGGUUUGAUCGAGAUAACCCAUCGGGCACAGGCGAUUCUGAAGAUCUUGUGAGUCUACGAAAAGAAUUUCCUAAUCAGAUCUGCAGUAACCUGAUUGCCUGUGAAGUGGAGACAAUAGCAGGAGUUCCUGUGUCAGGCACUGGAGACAAUAUCCCUGAAUGCAGCAUUUCUACUGGCUUCACUUGUGUAAAUGCAGAGCAAGAAGAUGGGAGCUGUGAGGAUUACAGAAUACGAUUUAUUUGCUCUGAAUCUUUUUGUAACUGCAAAACCCGGUGGUUUGAUCGUGAUGAUCCAUCAGGCAAUGGAGAUUUUGAAGAUUUUGUGAAUCUGCAAAAAGAAUAUCCUGAUCAGAUCUGCAGUAAGCCAACUGCCUGUGAGGUGGAGACAACAUCAGGAAUUUCAAUCUUGAGCACUGGAGACAACGUUGCUGAUUGCAGCAUUUCCAAUGGGUUUUCUUGUAUCAAUAAAGAGCAAGAAGAUGGGAGCUGUGAAGAUUACAAAAUUCGAUUUACCUGCCCCGAAUCUUUUUGCAACUGCAAAACUGAGUGGUUUGAUCGCGAUGACCCAUCAGGAAAUGGGGACUAUGAAGAUCUUGUGAAUCUGCGGAAAGAAAAUCCUGAUCAGAUCUGCAGUAACCCAAUUGCUUGUGAAGUGGAGACAGCAACAGGGGCCCCAGCCUCAAACUCUGGAGACAUUAUUCCUGAAUGUAGCAUUACAGCUGGAUUCACUUGUGUGAAUAAAGAUCAACCUGAUGGCAGCUGUGAAGAUUACAGAAUACGGUUUACCUGUGCUGAUUCUUUCUGCAAUUGCAAAACCCAGUGGUUUGACCGUGAUAACCCAUCGGGCAAAGGCGAUUAUGAAGAUCUUGUGAAUCUCCGAAAGCAAUAUUCUGACCAGAUCUGCAGUAAUCCAAGUGCCUGUGAAGUGGAAACAGUAUCAGGAGUUCCAGCCUCAGAAACUGGAGACAACAUCCCUGAGUGCAGUAUUUUUACUGGAUUCACCUGUGUAAAUGAAGAACAAGAAGAUGGGAGCUGUGAAGAUUACAAAGUACGAUUUAUCUGUCCUGAAUCUUUUUGCAACUGCAAAACCCAAUGGUUUGAUCAUGACAAUCCAUCAGGAAAUGGGGACUAUGAAGAUCUUGUGAAUCUGCGAAAAGAAAAUCCUGAUCAGAUCUGCAGUAACCCAACUGCAUGUGAAGUGGAGACAGUAUCAGGAGUUCCAGCCUCAGAAACCGGAGACAACAUCCCUGAGUGCAGCAUUUCUUCUGGAUUUGCCUGUGUGAAUGCAAAGCAAGAUGAUGGCAGCUGUGAAGAUUACAGGAUAAGAUUCAUCUGCCCUGAAGCAUUUUGCAACAGUAACUGCAAGACCCAGUGGUUUGAUCGGGAUAAUCCAACAGGCAAAGGGGAUUACGAAGAUCUCGUAAAUCUCCGAAAAGAACAUCCUGGUGAGAUCUGCAGGAACCCGAUUGCAUGUGAAGUGGAGACAACAUCAGGUGUUCUAGCCUCAAGCACUGGAGAUAACAUCCCUGAAUGCAGCAUUUCGACUGGAUUUGUUUGUGUGAACAAGGACCAAGCGGAUGGGAGCUGUGAAGAUUACAGAAUACGGUUUACCUGCCCUGAAUCUUUUUGCAACUGCAAAACCCGCUGGUUUGAUAGAGAUGACCCAUCAGGCAAUGGCGAUUAUGAAAAUCUCGUUAAUCUCCGAAAACAAUUUCCUGGUCAGAUCUGCAGAAAUCCGAUUGCCUGUGAAGUGGAAACAACAUCAGGAGUUCCAGCUUCAAACACAGGAGACAACAUCCCCGAGUGCACCGUAUCUGAUGGCUUUGCUUGUGUUAAUCAAGAACAAGAAGAUGGGAGCUGUGAAGAUUACAGGAUACGAUUUACCUGUCGUGAAUCUUUUUGUAGUUGCAAAACUCAGUGGUUUGACCGUGAUGAUCCAUCAGGAAAAGGCGAUUUUGAAGAUCUUGCAAAUCUCAAGAAAGAAUAUCCUGAACAAAUCUGCAGUGUUCCGACUGCCUGUGAGGUGGAGACAACAUCGGGAAUCCCAGCCUCCAGCACUGGAAACAAUAUCCCCCUAUGCAGCAUUGAAUCUGGAUUUACUUGUGUGAAUAAAGACCAGGAUGAUGGGAGCUGUGAAGAUUACAGAAUACGUUUUAACUGCCCUGAGAUUUUUUGUAGUUGUGUGACCCAGUGGUUUGAUCAUGAUGACCCAUCAGGGAGAGGAGAUUUUGAAGUUCUCCGGAAUCUCCAGAAAGAGUAUCCUGAUCAGAUCUGCAGUACGCCAACAGCCUGUGAAGUGGAGACAAUAUCAGGAAUCCCAGCAUCAAGCUCUGAAGACAACAUUCAACAGUGUAGCAUUUCAACUGGAUUUACCUGUAUCAAUGCAGAACAAAGAAAUGGCAGCUGUGAAGAUUACAGAGUGCGAUUUACCUGCCCUGAAUCUUUUUGCAGCUGCAAAACCCAGUGGUUUGAUCGAGAUGACCCUUCUGGAAAUGGGGAUUAUGAAGAUCUCGUGAAUCUUCGAAAAGAAAAUGCUGGUAAAAUCUGCAGUAAUCCGACUGCCUGCGAAGUAGAGACAACAGACGGGGUUCCUGCCUCACGUACUGGAGACAUUGUUUCUGAGUGCAGCAUUUCAACUGGAUUUACCUGUGUGAAUGCAGAGCAAAAAGACCGGAGCUGUCAAGAUUACAGAAUACGAUUUACCUGUCCUCGCUCUUUUUGCAAUAAGAAAACUCAAUGGUUUGAUCGCGAUGACCCAAAAGGAAUUGGGGAUUUUGAAGAUCUGGAGAACCUUCGGAAGGAAUAUCCUGGUCAGAUCUGCAGUAGCCCAAUUGCCUGUGAAGUACAGACAGUCUCAAACCAGUCAGCCGCAAGCACUGGGGAUAUUAUUCCUGAGUGCAGUACAUUGACUGGGUUUAUUUGCCUGAAUAAAGAACAAAGCUUUAAGCUCUGUGAAGAUUACAAAAUACGAUUUACCUGCCCUUAAUCUUUUUGAACAAGUGAGCAAGAAAGCAGUCCCAGGAUCUGGAGCUAGUCAGGCCUGCUUCAGGCUUGAUAUUUGACAAGUGCUGUACAUAAAACAUUAGUCUAAUGGAUUUGGCUACAAAAAAUAAGCAGUUACUAAGAGAAUAUCACAUUAUAUAGACUUGCAGUUACUGGCUAAUCACGUUGAAUUGUACUACCUGUAUAAUUGUAUAGAAUUUGAAAUUUCAGUAAAAUAUAUAUCAUUUUGAGAAAUGUUGGAAAUUGGUAACUAUUAGAGAGCAGAACUCUUGGAACUUUAGGCAUUUAGUUAUUGGUUGCAAACUCAAUAAAAUAUGAAUAAAGUUUUGUUUUCUCA
Molecule: messenger RNA, 5376 nt
Organism: Rhincodon typus (whale shark)
Lineage: Eukaryota; Metazoa; Chordata; Chondrichthyes; Orectolobiformes; Rhincodontidae
Gene: muc5.7
Exons: 37
Coding region: 592-5022 (1476 amino acids)
Source: RefSeq, a predicted model, not a curated record